Molecule: messenger RNA, 1688 nt
Organism: Actinia tenebrosa (Australian red waratah sea anemone)
Lineage: Eukaryota; Metazoa; Cnidaria; Anthozoa; Actiniaria; Actiniidae
Source: RefSeq, a predicted model, not a curated record
UACAUAGCAUCCGCCAUGUUUUGGUCGUAAAAUGUUUUGAAUCGGUUUUUUCUUCUUCUUAUUUUAUUAUAUUUCUCUGUCAUUCGUUUGUUACGUCGGUUAACUCAUUUACUUGGAAAACACUACUAUCUCAGAAGCUUACAUACGAUGUGGUUUCAGACGCUAAAAACACGUCAAACCGUCAAGAACUUAACUACUUCCAACAGUCAUGGUCAGUUAGCAGCCAUUGAAUACUCUGACAAGAAAGUAGAUGUUCAUAUGUUGAAGAGAGAAACUUCACCAUUGUCUCUAGAUGAGAACACAUCAGUAGCUUUUGUCAACCUAGAGGAUGGCAGUAUAUAUCUCAUUAGUGUAUGUGUGUGCGUAAAAGGAAGGUCUGUACUAGAGUUCAAGGCAUGGGAUGUCACCAACAAUUUUGGUUUCACAGCCAAGGAUAUAACUGUACAAGACAUGCAGAGACUUAAUAUGAACGAUAGCAAAUCCAAAGCAAUUGUCAAUCUACCUGAAGUUUCUGCUACACAAAAUCCUGUGAAAAUCAACUCUUUAAUGGACUAUAUUGCAAUUCCUGUUGGUCCUACUCUUGUAGCCAUGUGGAAAUGUAAAAAGACAGAUAAUUCUUGUAUUAGUUUGGAGCUUGUGACAGCAGUAAGAACAUCUAUGGUAGUACAAGAUAUUGGACUGAUGUUUUCAGACGAAGAUACAAAAAAUAGUAUUCCAUCUCUUGUUGUUGGUGAGUCUAGUGGAGUUCAGAUAUUUACUGCUGCCAAAUCUGUUCAUACAGAUGUAUUAUCCUCUUCAACUGAUGAAGAAGACACUGUAUUCAAUUCCAUUUUCUUCCGAUUCCCCUCUGUGGACCAAAGCAGUACUGUUCAAGAUAUCCAGCGUAGUUCUUUCAGUUCGUGUAUAAUAUGUGAUAACAAUGGAUGCCUGUGGUUCCUAACAUUCUCAAAACUAAUUCCAAUUCAUUUGCCAAGUAGUAAGAAUGGCAAUGCAGUGUAUGCUGUGCAAGCUAAAAGUAAAAAAGUUCCAGAAGGAUGGUUGGCUGUGGUACAAAAGAACCAGACGAUAAACCUCUAUAAACUAGAUGAUGUCAUCAAGAUGUCGGAUGCAGGCCUGAUAGCACAACCAUGGCAUGUGAUUUUUUCAACAUGUCAACUGAAUUGUGUUUCAUUUAUUGAUAUGAAUACCCUCGCUGCAGGCUCACCCUCUAACCGCACACUUUCUCUUUGGGUUGGACUUGAUAGUAUAGGACAAAGAAAGGCUAGUUGAGAGAGACUGUGAAAUAUUAGUGAGGAAAUUUUAGCUGCAGCUUUACUGUCAUCUUCAAUCACACCCAUCUCCUUGGGUUAGUUGAYGAGUAAAGAAAAGUUAGAUGAAUGAUACCCUAGCACAAGACCAUCUUCUAAUCACACAAACUGUUUGUGAGCUAGGCUUGAUUGACCACAAGAAAAUUGGUAGAUGGGAAAGAGUUUGUGGGACUUUGUAUUAUAGAUUGAUGCUCUAACUCUAGCUGAAACGGGUCACCCUUGCAAAUAAUAAUCCAGGCUUGAUCCAAUAUUCAUUGGCAUUAUACAUGUUUGUGAGGAUAUGGGAAAUGUCUCCUUUGGUUAGAGUUUUAGUAGAGCAAUAAAAUAUAUACAGUGGAAUUAAGAAGCCAAAUAUGGUAAAUAAAUAACAUGUCAAGUUUA